AUGGAUAUAAUUGAGUGGAUUGGAAUAAUUGUUUUGUGUUAUUUUGGAUACUUAUUCAUAAAGGAAUGCAAAGUAAUUAUUUUUGGGAAUCCUAAUGUAUAAUAAAAAUAUGGAAAGGGAUGUUGGGCUUUAGUCACUGGAGCCACAGACGGGAUAGGUAAAGGAUUUUGUUAAGAAUUUUCAAGACAAGGUGUCAAUGUUUGCAUUGUUGCUAGAAAUAAAUCAAAAGCAGAGAAUUUAAUAGAAGAGUUAAAGAAGAUUAAUGGUAAACCAUAAUAUAAAAUUGUGAUUGCGGAUUUUUAGAAUUGUCUUUAAGAAUCCUUCUUCCAAAAAAUAUAUUAAGAAGUGAAAGAUUUGGAUAUCGGUCUUUUAGUCAACAAUGUUGGAGUCUUAACUGUUGGGGAAUUCCACAAGACAUCUGAUGUCGAUCAAUAAAAUUAAAUUAUCAUCAAUUGCAUCCCUGUGGUGUUUAUGACAAAAUAUAUAUUGCCUCUUCUCAAGAAAAGGCAAAGAUCAGGAGUCAUAAAUCUUUCCUCAUUAGCAGGAAGAUUUUCCAAUCCUUAUUAUCAAGUAUAUAGUGCAACUAAAGCAUUUAAUGAUUAUUUUACCAGAUCCCUACAAAUUGAAGUGGAAAACGUUGAUUUUCUAUCUUUACGACCUGGAUUUGUUUAAACAGCUAUGGUAAAAAAUUAGACUGAUCUUCUAACAGUUUCUACCUAGCAAUGUGUCACAUCAGCAUUAUUUUAAUUGGGAAAUAAGGAAGCCACUGCAGGACAUAUUAUCCAUAGAAUAUAAACAUUAAUAUUUACUUUAGUAGAAGGAAAGCUAAUGGAUAUCAUAUCACCAAUUAUUGCAAAAUAAUUAUAUAAAUAAAAGCAUUGA
Messenger RNA from Paramecium tetraurelia, 882 nucleotides. RefSeq lists its product as uncharacterized. The transcript is spliced from 4 exons. The record is from RefSeq and is a predicted model, not a curated record. Gene Ontology annotation, molecular function: oxidoreductase activity. NCBI's taxonomy places the organism in Eukaryota, Ciliophora, Oligohymenophorea, Peniculida, Parameciidae.